Porites evermanni is the source of this 598-nucleotide messenger RNA. NCBI's taxonomy places the organism in Eukaryota, Metazoa, Cnidaria, Anthozoa, Scleractinia, Poritidae. The record is from the annotation of a GenBank genome assembly.
AUGACAUUGUUUGUCAGGUCCCAUUACUGGUCAGAUGCAGAGAUCCGUUUUCUUAUCACCACAUGGAAGGAUCAUCAUCCCAUCAGCAAGAGACAUAAUGCCACUGUGCGAGAAUCCAUUGCAAAACAACUAACUAGUCUGUUGAAAGAACAGAGGAUUACCUUCAUUCGCACAGCAUCCGUGUACAAGUCUAAGAUAAAGAAUUUAGAAGAUCAAUACAAACGUGUGAAGAACCAUAAUAACAAAAUUGGGAAUAAUCGGUAAACUUCCACAUAUUGUGAAGAUUUAAAUGAGAACGACUCUUGGUUCAACAACGCUUGAACUCUGGUGCUGAGCCAUGGCUACUGUUGGUAAAUCUGAUUGGGCAAAUGUGGGCUAUAGCUGCCAAAUUAAAAUACUGGGUUGCUGUGCCAAAAUUACGCCGAAAGCCGUGAUUGAAUGUGGGUUUCAAGACGACAAGCUGCCCAUUAAUAUCUCCCCCUCAUAUUCUGGUGGGAAAUCUACCCUUACAACGCCAGUACCAGAGGAAGAGCUAUCAGACUUUAGCGUCGGAGACGAAGAGGAUCAAUCCCUUUUAAAAACGUCUUUUAAGGCAUAA